Molecule: messenger RNA, 2148 nt
Organism: Acyrthosiphon pisum (pea aphid)
Lineage: Eukaryota; Metazoa; Arthropoda; Insecta; Hemiptera; Aphididae
Product: enhancer of split mgamma protein
Exons: 4
Coding region: 236-1045 (269 amino acids)
Biological process (GO): regulation of DNA-templated transcription
Molecular function (GO): DNA binding; protein dimerization activity
Source: RefSeq, a predicted model, not a curated record
CCGCCGGUUCAGUCCGUUACCCACCGUCAUCCGGCGAGCAUUUCGCACUCGCGUGUUCGUCAAUUGUCGAUUGUCGAUUGUCGAUGUUAUUAUUAUUAUUAUUAUGAUCAUCGAUUAGAAUUAUAGUUUAUUAUUUUUGCGUUCUCGUUCGCGACGGUGUAUACUAAUACUAUAAAUUGUUGUUGUUUUAUUCGUCCGUCGGAUUUGUUUAUUUUUCAACCAACUCGACCACGUCAUGUUUUCGCCUACUCCGUCGCCGAUUUCGCGGACCGUAACAUACAGAAAGAUAACAAAACCGUUAUUGGAACGAAAGCGCCGCGCUCGCAUCAACCGGUGUUUGGAUGAGUUAAAGGAUCUAAUGUUUUCUGCUUUAGAGGCUGAAGGUGAAAAUGUCGAUAAACUCGAAAAGGCAGACAUUUUGGAAUUUACCGUUAAACAUCUUCAAAAGAUUACUAGAAGAGAUCCCGUAGAAGAAGCUUAUAAAUUUCAAGAAGGAUUUAGCCACUGUGCCAGCGAAGCUUGCAGUUUCCUAUUGUCGCUGCCGGGCUUGGACUCUGUGGUCGGCCGCCGGCUGGUCGAGUACCUGGCCAAGUCGGUGUCCCGCGCGCUCGAAUCUCAACUGCCGGCCGCCGCCGCCGCAGCCACCGCGGCCGCGGCCGCAGCGAUGGCCGCUACUGACAAGCGGGCUGUCGCCACCGCCAGUGAAGACCGAACUCCGCCGCAGCCGCCCGACAACACGCCGCCAACACCGCCACCGUCAGCCGCGGCCGCGACGGUCCUCGCGCUUCCAUGCCCAGUUGGCAGCACCGUCGCUGGCGACAUCGCAACCACCGGCACCACCGUCCACUUUGCUGCCAUCGCCGCCGCCUCGCCGACGCUAAAACCCGUCGCCCUGAACGCAUCCAAUCGUGGCCCACCGCAUACGGUUAUCAGGCCCAAACCCACCAGGCCUGCGUUCGGCCGGUCCCCACCGACUCUGCAGCAAGACGCCGCAGCCGCAGCCGCCGCUGCCGCCCUCCGCGAUCCCAUGUGGCGGCCGUGGUGAUCCGUAAACUUUUUGCGGCCGUGGCCACACCACGUACUCACUGCCACCUGCUGAACGCUUAUUGCCAUCCAGUGCGGCGGACGACUCGUGCAGAAGAGCAUCAAAAUCGCCAGCCAUGUACCUAUAUUUAUUAUAAAUUUUGAUAUUUUAUACAUAAUAUAAGGCCGAAUAAAUAGACUAUGUAGGUAGUCGUAAAUCUUUUCUUAAUUUGGGCGGGGAGAGGGUGAGUUAGGACCGCAUAAGUCCCCUAUCUCCCGAUAUCCACCCAUGUGUUAGACUGUUAGAGCCGCGGCAGUGCAAGUUUCGUGGUUUUUCGUUUAUUUUAUAUACUUUGUUUUGCGUGUUUAUUUUUUGGAACAACUAUCACAAAAGUUCACAAUUUUAUUAUUAUAAUAUUAUAAUUAAUGAUUGUCAUGUAUAAAAUGUUUGACGUAGCAACUAUUUUCGUGUCUUUUAGAAUGACAUUUUAAUAACUUUAUUUUGAUUUUCAAGGGAAUACAAUAUUUUGGGGAGAGCGCCGAGGGGGUAUUUGUUAAAAGUACGAAAUAUCUGCUAUCGUUUGAUUUGGUGCGAUAUCGUACGGUAAUUUAUUAUGUUUUCAGUUUUUGUAAAUAUAUUAUACAUUAUUUAUAUUAUUAUUAUUUGUAUUAUCACUACUAUUAUUUUUAUUAUUAUUAUUAUUAUAAUUAUUAUAUGAGUACCAAUAUACGUUGUAGAAACGUAUAUUAUAUUUUAUGCUUGAUUUUAUUUUAUGUUAUUAAUAUGGUUAUUGUAUUAAGUUCGUGAGUGUUUGUGUGUGUUGGUUUCGAUCGAGUUGUGUGUAUAAUAUAUCAUUAGUCUAUCUCGAUAGUACUAUAUAAUGUGCUUUAAUGAUGAUCUCAUCAACGACGUUACUCGAUCGGUGUGUACGUAAAAUGUAAUUAUUGAAAUCGUAAUAAUGUUAUUAUCGACGGGAUACCGAUCGCUUGUGCAUUGAUUUAAUACGAAUAAGUAUAAUAUGUACUCUAUUUAUUUUUAUUUUCUUAGCCGUGGCUGAAACGCCUAGGUAACGAAUUUCGACUGUAAAUAUUAUAACAAUAUAAUAUAUAACACCUAAUACUAUA